Linum trigynum is the source of this 2742-nucleotide messenger RNA. Lineage: Eukaryota; Viridiplantae; Streptophyta; Magnoliopsida; Malpighiales; Linaceae. The record is from the annotation of a GenBank genome assembly.
CUAUCAUUCACCUCUAUAUGGAAGAGAUGCUGACGUCCGGGGACAUGCUAACCUCGAAGCUAGUCAUAAGACUGAAUAGAGAGGACGAAAAGAGCGGCCUUCUUGUAAUUUUUCGGUUUUAGGGAAGAGUGAUAAUGUCGAAGCAUUUCUUGACAUAAGGGCAAGGCUGGCUGAGGUCCAAGAAACCCAUGGUUCUCUGCCACAAGCCUCUCUCUAGGACCACAUGCGUCGACAUAUGUUGAUUUUGGAAGAUUCAGAGGAUGAUUCUCAUCCAUUGCAUGCGCAUGAUCGCCCUAUGAAACGUGAUCAACCCAAUGAUAAGGGCAGAGGGCGUCGCCUUGUAAAAGCAUCUCAUAAGGCCCGAGUUAAUGGGGGAGACGACAACUAUAUGUGGGAAGGGGAUGCUCGUAAUUCCUCCUGCCCUUCCUCGACCCCCCUCCCUCACUGUGUCCAGAGUUGUGUGAAACCAGAAGUCAAGACGAAGCGGGGCGUUGGGCAAUGGAGGAUUCGUGCUCACUCUCAUGCUCCCAACAUGUCGGAGACCGAGCAGGUUGUUAUAGAAAAUCAUGUGACGACCAAGGCUGGCCCCUCCUCUACCUUGCGUGCUGAGUACACUUUGAAGAGCCCUUAUGCAGAGACUGUCGAAGACCUGGUGGAUCCCUCUUUGAAGGAUCAUGCACUCCACUUCGAGUUCAAAAGCCGAACACCAAUGACUGAUCUCGCCAAGGCUCUUCGGUUCAUCAAUGGGUAGAUUCAGCAGGUGGUUGCUGCCUUUGAAUUAGGGAUGGUUAUCACUGAUGAAGAUACCACCCAUGUUGACAAACAGCUAGCUCUCGAAGUCAUGGAAAGAAUGAGAGCGUGGCAGGAGGAGAAGGUGGAGGAUACCGUUCAACUCGAUGAAUACGGGACUAAUUUAGUUGACCCUGAUUUUGGGGGUCGUAAGCGCCCAUUGAGUGAUGUGGAGGGGUAGAUAGGUGAUAACCCUAAUCCCAAUAAGCAAUUUGUGGAGGAUGAAUCUGAAAAGGUGGAGGAAGCCAGCCUAAAAUGGCUCCGAUCCGAUAAAUAAGGCUUCAAACCGCUGUCGGUUUAGUUCAUUCUAAUAAACCGGACUUUGUUUUCUUUUCAGAAACCAUAUCGCGCCGGAGAGUCGUUUCAUGUCGUAUGUGAGGUUUAGGUUUUGAUAAUUUGCAUUUGAUGCCAUUGAUGCAUCUGGUGGUCUUGUGUUAGCUUAGGCCCCCGAAGUUGAUGUUUCUGUUUUUUUUCAUUCCAGCUUCUGCAUUUGUACUCAAAUUAAUGAAGUGGAAUUUUCCUAUGUUGUGGUUUUUGUAUACAUUAGUUGCAUUGAAUCAAUAAGAGCUCACCAAUUGGCUUAGUUGCAUGAAAGUUGUGAUGCUAUCGAUAUUCCUUUCGUGGUUAUGGGAGAUUUUAAUGUGACUCUCCAUGAGAAUGAAAAACACGGCAAAAAUCCCUAGAAUGCCGCCCAAGCAACUAAUCUCCUGAAUUUUGUCCAUGAUCUGGGACUCCAUGACCCUAGAUAUCAAGGUGACCAAGGGAUGGUCUAACCAAAUUACCAAGUUAUCAAAUCUUGUAAACUUCUGGUUUACAUUUUUAUGUGUACAGAUAGUACUAAUAUAUCACAUAAAACAUUAGCUCUUCUAGAGGUUUUACAUAAUUUGGUACUAAAUUUUGCCCAUGACUUAGUGUGAAGUCACAAUAUUUGUUUUCGCUCAUAUAUAAGUUAGCUACUUCAAGUAAUUAAAACAUAAGCUCUUCCGGAGCUUCUAUUUACUUUUGUAGUAUAUGAUAUAAUAAGAAUAUUUAUUCUUGUAAAUAUUCAUGCUUCAUAAUGACAUUUAUACUAAAAACAAGGAGAAUAUCUCUACGUUAAGAUAUAAGUAAUAAUGUAACUAAUUCUUUAUUAAUAAAUUAAAAUAUUUUUUGUGCAAUAAAGCAUAAUAAAGAAACAAGAAUUAAUUUUGAAAUCAAUCUAUUAGUACCAAACUUGAAUAUGAUUUAUUUGGAAUAUUACAAUCACCAAUUAGGUGACUACACCUUCAGGGUUGAUAUAUAUAUAUAUGGUGGCGUCUUCGGUGCACUCACUUUUUUGGGUGCAUUCAGUGCACUCGCUUCAUAACCAUCAUUUUAAACAUGCGAUUUAUGUCAAAAUGAUGUCAAUCAUCACUUAUGAUAUGAUGAACAAUAACACAUGAAUUUGCACAAAAACCAUUGAAGAUUUACUUUGAUUUGUAGGAUUUAGAGUUUUGAGAUUUAGGGUUAGGGUUUACAAUUUGGGGUUUAGGGAUAGAACUCAAAAUUGGAGGUCUAGGGCUUAGAUUAAUCCGCUAAUUAGUUGUUAUCAUAUGUUAUAUCAUCAUAUUACACUAAUUCUACAAAUUAAAAUUCGAAAUCCGACACCCUAAGACUAGUUUUUGAGUUGGGUGCAUUGAACGCACUCAUUUUUGUGAGUGCACCGAAGUAGUCACCAUAUAUAUAUAUAUAUAUAUAUAUAUAUAUAUAUAUAUAUAUGGUUCAGGCUAGCGUACGUCAGUCGUACAUUGUACGCCCGUCGAGUUUUACUAUUUAGAGCAGGAAUUAACCGAAAUUUUGGGCAUGAUACUAUACCCUAACCUCUAAUGGAUAAACCCCAGUCCCUAAUUCUCUAACCCAGGCCACGAGAUUCAUUUAAUCUAAAAAAUAAUAACCGACGAUUCUGAUUCAGUGAAAUAUAUUGAAGUGCAAAAA